This is a messenger RNA of Impatiens glandulifera, 2543 nucleotides long. Its product is annotated as putative serine/threonine-protein kinase-like protein CCR3. The transcript has a single exon. The coding region runs from base 129 to 2441 and encodes 770 amino acids. Gene Ontology annotation, biological process: protein phosphorylation. NCBI's taxonomy places the organism in Eukaryota, Viridiplantae, Streptophyta, Magnoliopsida, Ericales, Balsaminaceae. Gene Ontology annotation, molecular function: ATP binding; protein serine/threonine kinase activity. The record is from RefSeq and is a predicted model, not a curated record.
UUCUACUUCUGCAGUCUGCCUUCCUUUCCUUCUUCUCCACCCUUGUUCUUCCAUAAUCAAGAAACAGACAGAGCAAUGAAGAAGGAAAAUACAGGCUCUUUCUUCUCCGAUCAAUCCCAACUCUUCACAUGAAGAAGCCUCUUCUCUCCCAUACAAUCAUACUCUUCUUCCUCGUAUCAUUGUCUCCGUCGCCGCCGCCGCUUGUAGCUGCUCUCAUCUCCACCUCCACUACCAUCAGUAUCAGCAACAAUGGUGUCUCCACCACAGUAUGCGGCAUCCUUGCGGGUAACACCACUCAGAGAAUUCAAUGCUUUAGAGCCGGACAAACUUUUUUCAUCUCUCCCAAUGUCUCCUUCGAAUCUAUCUCCGGCGGCCCUGGAUUAUUAUGUGGCCUCAGGUCUGGCGGUUUCAGCCUCCUUUGUUGGGACACUAACCAUUUCCACCCUAAGCGAAUUUACUACAGUGCUGACCACCCUUUAACGGAUUUAACCGUCGGAGGAACCUCCCAGGUCUGCGCCAUUCAUGUCGGCAGUGGCGCCGCCUCUUGCUGGAAGAGAUUUCCGGCACCACAGGAGGAGGCUGAUAUUACAGCGUUUGAUUCGAUCACUUCCGGUGGUGGGUUCUCUUGUGGGAUAACGAAGAAGGAAAAGAAAAUCGUCUGUUGGGGAAACCAAAUCGGAGCUCAAAUUCAAAAGGAAUUUAGUAACUACACCAUGGUAAACUUUGUCGCAGGUAAAUCCCACGCCUGUGGAUUAAUGGAAGACGGAAGUUUAAUCUGUAAAGGAAACAAUGCAGACGGUCAACUUGACGUCCCUUCUCACUCUAACUUUGAAUUCGCAAAUUUGGCUUUGGGGACAAAUCACACUUGCGCCAUCAGAAGGAUAAACGGGUUAGUCCUUUGCUGGGGAAGAGGGUUCAACUUCAAUGGGUUUGAAUAUUAUAACAAUCCGAUUAAAACCCUUUCCUUUGAGUCCAUAACCGCUGGUUGGGGGAUAACUUGUGGGAUAACGACCAAGAAUCUGACAGUUGUGUGCUGGGGGCCGGGCUGGUCGGCCGGGCUUCUCUCUCUUCCCCUGUUAACAGUGAUUCCAGGCCCAUGUAAGGAAUCUUCUUGCAGUAUCUGUGGGAUUUUCCCUAACUCGGCCAACCUUUGUGCCGGUUCAACAAGUAUAUGCAAAUCAUGCGACAUUGAGCUUCCUAUUCCGGCGUUCCUUCCACCGCCUUUGCCGCCUGGAUCUUCGCCACAGCCUCUAUAUCCUCAUCGGGGUGCCAAAGAAAGGUUGCUUUUGGCUUUUGGCAUUGUUGGAUCCAUCGGACUUGUUGCUGGCAUUUGCUCAAUUGGUUACCUCUUAUGGAGGUUAGGAGUUUGCCGGAUUUUGCAGGACAGGACAAUUGACGGAGAGAAUAGUGUAAAAUGCGGUGGCGGCUCUUUGAAACUGAAUCGCCAGAGGAGUGGAACUUCGUCGCAGCAUGCUGACAAAGCUGAGGAAUUCUCUUUGGUUGAGCUAUCAGCCGCAACGGGAAAUUUUGCAGAAGAAAACAAGAUUGGCGGGGGAAGUUUCGGGACGGUGUACAGAGGAAAACUGUUUGACGGGCGAGAGGUGGCAAUCAAGAGAGGCGACAUGAACCCUGAAAGGAUGAAGUUACAAGAGAAGGAGACAGCGUUUGGGUCGGAAUUGGCGUCAUUGUCUAGGCUCAAUCACAAGCACCUGGUUGGCCUGAUCGGAUAUUGCCAAGAGAAAGACAAGGAAGAGAGGCUUCUGGUUUACGAGUACAUGAGAAACGGAUCUCUACACGACCAUCUCCACAACAACAAGAACAAGAACAACAUGUUGAGUUGUUGGAAAAUGAGGAUCAAAAUAGCACUAGACGCCGCCAGAGGGAUCGAGUACCUACACAACUACGCAGUUCCCCCGGUUAUCCACAGAGAUAUCAAGUCGUCCAACAUUCUCCUCGACUCUGAUUGGACAGCUAAGGUUUCCGACUUCGGAUUAUCCCUAAUGGGUCCUAAGUCCGAUCAGGAGGCGGUGAUGUCAACCAAGGCAGUCGGCACGGUCGGAUACAUCGAUCCGGAGUACUACGUUCUUAACAUUCUCACGGUUAAGAGCGACAUCUACAGUUUAGGGGUGGUGCUGCUAGAGCUGCUGACGGGCAAGAGAGCCGUUUUCAAGGAUGGCCCAGGGUUGGGUCCGAUUGGGGUGGUGGAUUACGCUCGGAAACGGAUAAUGAACGGAGAAUUGUUGGCAGUUUUGGACAGAAGGGUAGAGCCCAUGGAAAGGAGCGAGGCUGAGGAAGAGGCGGUGGAGGUGCUGGCUUACAUGGCAGUGCGUUCUGUGAGCUUGGAAGGGAGAGAGAGACCCAACAUUGGGGAGAUUGUUGCAAAUUUGGAGAGAGCUUUUGCUCUAUGUGAACAAGGAACCACUUCUUCUUUUCUUCCUUAAUUAUUAGCUAAACAAACAAACUCGAUAUCAAGAAUUUUAACAAUCAGCUUUUUUGUAUCCACAAUUAAAUAUUCUUGAAAAUAUAGAAUUCAUUUCCAGCAA